AUGUCCAACCAAACCCGUCAGCAAGGUCAACCUGCCCGCUCCGUCGCUCAAACAGAGACAGAAGCUGGACCAUCCACGACUCCAGACGAACAACCUCCAGCUGGUGUUUUGAAAUUGCGUGGUGGACCACUGAAAAAGCAAAGAGUUGUCUGGAGUGACGAGACUGUAGAUAAUGAAGGUAUGGGCAAAAAGAAGUCAAAGAUUUGCUGUAUUUACCACAAACCAAAAGCGUUUGACGAAUCUUCUGACGAAUCUUCAUGCUCCUCAUCCGAAGAUGAAGAUCCUUCUCCUCGAGAUAGAUCACAUGGACAGAGGCAUAGAUCGAGAGAUGGAGGAAACGGAGGUCAGGAAGAGUAUUCAGAAAGCUCGGAAUCUGAUGGAGGAGCAGGAGACGGACGUGCGAGACCUGCUAGGAAGUCUAGAAAACACCAUCAUCCCCAUGAUCAUGCCGACGACUGUGGUCAUAGUAAACAUCGAGUAAACAAAUAUGAUGUUCAACCGAAGUCAUCUGGAGGAGCCGCAGGUGAUCAGGGGGCAGGGCGAUCGUCGUAA
Molecule: messenger RNA, 552 nt
Organism: Kwoniella shivajii
Lineage: Eukaryota; Fungi; Basidiomycota; Tremellomycetes; Tremellales; Cryptococcaceae
Exons: 3
Coding region: 1-552 (183 amino acids)
Cellular component (GO): nucleus
Molecular function (GO): protein phosphatase 1 binding; protein serine/threonine phosphatase inhibitor activity
Source: RefSeq, a predicted model, not a curated record